AUGCAGCCAGCGGUCAUGAAGGGGUUGAUGCUGAUGAUGGCGGCGGCGGCGGCAGUCGAUGGAGCUCGGCCAUGCCCGACGUCCACGACAGAGUUCAAGAACAAGAUCAACUCGCUGAGAGGAGUGAACGGUCACUUCAUCUCCGCCUCAGUGUCUUGGAAGAGAAUUAGCGAAAGGACAGCUCAGUUCGAGAUCUGGAGCACUUGGCGAAGAAAGUAUGGAUGGCCUUGUCCUACAGACACAGGGUUCAAUGGUGAAGAUGGGUGGCCUGUCAUAGGAGAGAGAUUGAGCGUAGUUGGACUGGCGAGGGCAGCGGAUUCCAACAAGGACGUAACUAUCAAGUUCUACACGGGUGAUGGAACGAGUUAUGAUGUUGAGUUCGAUGUCACCUCCUACUCCAUCCCAGAGGAUUGGGUGAUGGGUGUCACCUAUAUUACCCACACGUACCAACAACCCUUCGGCUCCUCGUCUCCCUUCUACCCCACCUCGUACGUUGCGGACCCAGCGGUCGGAAUCAUGCAGCCUGUGCAAACGUAUCCCUGGACAGCCUACUUUGCUGGCUGCUGCAAACAGUGGUACAAGGAUGGAACGACCCCUGAAUUCUAUAUUGAGACCAAAGUUGACCUGACAAACCACCUAACCUCAGCGAGGAUCGUCUCGCUGCCUUUCCUCUCUCAUGCUGAUUCAGCCCCCCGGCCCAUCUCCAUGUGUGCGUUGCCUGUGGGCGGGAAGGCUGCCCAGGUGGAGCUGACAGGAAGUACCCUGAACUGGCAGCAUGACGACAAUCGACCUGCUUCGUUCUCUUGGACUGUCUCUGGUACCCUGGGCGUCUCCAUUGUUGGGCCCACAGACAAGAGCUGUGUUGUCAUCAGCAUCCCCGAUACCUCUGCAGUGAAUGGCACAGCGAACUACUUGACGGUAGAGUGCAAGAUGGGCACGUCUACGGUUCAAGGCACAUACCCGCUGUUAAUGUAUGGAAGCUCCAGCUUCGUUUCCUCCAACCGCCAUCUGUUCGGCUGCUCCGACAACGUCGCUUGCGAAGUGAACGUAACGUUGGGAAAGUUCCUCCUGCCAUAUGAUUUCUAUUGGCGUGAGGUUGGUGAUGGAAACAGAUUGGAGGGCAGGUAUGUCGUUGCAUCGCAGAGCAGGGGAGCGUUGGUGGCUACUGCACCAGUGGGGAUGAAUUAUACCACGUCUCUGAGCAUGGUGGACAACGCAGAUCUGCCUACAGGCUCUCGAUUUGUUUCUGCGAGCUUGACUGGGAUGUUUGUCACGGAUCUUGAUGUUCAAUACCUGACUGGUAAGAGCAACUCAGACCCAAGGUCCCAGCUUCCUAUUUCAAGUGGUCAGAGAGAUUACUUCUCCAACGGCAUGUUGCCUGCUGGCUGGCAGGAGGUGCCGAACAGCGACUUCAAUGGUCCUAAUGGAGGUGCGAUCGUGCGCCUGCUAAUCAAGAAGGAAACGCCUGCAGGAGACGGGAGGAACGACAUCGACUACAGCCGGUUUGCGGCCAUCACGGACAUUCAGCUAGCAAGUGCGUCUCAAGUGCCUCACUGGACCAGCAUCGGUUACCUCAAGCUGGACAAGAACCUGCUGGAUCAAAGUCAGACAGGGGAAGUAUACAUCAUGUACAAAAGAGGCAGCGGCUCUCCUAUCAUGGACGUGACGGCGACUCCGACCGCGGGCUACACCAACCUGACGGCGAGCACUCAGGGACCGGGGGGGAAGGUUGGGACUGUCAACCUCUACGUCAAGUUCUACAACGAGUCGAUCCUAGAACGGUACAUGCUCUGGAAGCCUUGCGAGCGAGUCGAGAGCUCGACUGUCCUAUGUUUCUCCUCGUUCUACAGCACGGCUUCAAACCUGUUCCAGCUGGCGCAAGGGCCGCAGCAGUGCGUCAAGAUGGAGGUGGUACGCAGCAAACCUCCUGAGGUGACGAUAAUGGCGGGCCAGCCCUACGUGGCGACGAUGGGCAAGAUGAUGGAGAUAGAGUUUCAUGUUCAGAGAAUGGAUCUUCCUCUUACUAACAUGGAGGACUUCCCCUCCAUGGGCCUCGCAGCUUACCUGACGAGGCCCGGGCAGUCCCUAGACCAAGCAAGGAUGAACUCGUCAGGCGUCCUCCAAGGGCUGAGAUGGGUGGGAGGAGACAAGACUUCCAGCCAACUCUCGAGAAUCGACCAGGUGGAGGGAGGGUUCCGAGGGUUCCUGCAGUGGACGCCGUCGCCAGCUCAGGGCGGAUGGCAAGGGUCGAUCUGCCUGACCGCCUGCAUCUCGCCCUCGACUUGCUUCCCCGUAGACGCCCCACCAACUGACUACUGUAGCGAGAAAUGCUUGCAUGUGGUGGUGGAGAAGUGCAAGUGGUACUUGGGCAAAGAAGAUUCCUUCGAGGAGGUAGCGAAGAAGUUCAAGACAGACUGGCUGCUGCUCUGGCACCUCAACCCCUUCACCGCAAACAGCGUCUUCCCCUCCCUUCAGCGGCUGUACGAUGCUGUCACGUCCACGACCAACAUCGGAAGACUGUACAAACCGAGAUGGGAAGAUACGGUAAGAGUGGAGCUAAAGCAGCGGGGAGGAGAGGAGAGGUGGAUAAGGAUGGAAACAGAUUUGACGGAGGAGGUCUGA
Molecule: messenger RNA, 2622 nt
Organism: Guillardia theta CCMP2712
Lineage: Eukaryota; Cryptophyceae; Pyrenomonadales; Geminigeraceae
Exons: 4
Coding region: 1-2622 (873 amino acids)
Source: RefSeq, a predicted model, not a curated record